AUCCGCCAUUUUGUGCGCAGCAAAGUGGCCUCCACGUUCCCGGACCGUCUUCUUCGCUUCUGCCUCGACCGCCCCUUGACUACGAUCAUGUCUCGGGAUCGGUUCCGGAGUCGAGGCGGUGGCGGCGGUGGUUUCCACAGGCGUGGAGGCGGCGGUGGCCGUGGCGGACUCCACGACUUCCGUUCUCCGCCGCCCGGCAUGGGCCUCAAUCAGAACCGCGGUCCCAUGGGCCCAGGCCCGGGCGGUCCCAAACCCCCGAUCCCGCCGCCACCUCCGCACCAGCAGCAACAGCAGCAGCCGCCGCCACCGCAGCAGCCGCCGCAGCAACCUCCUCCGCAGCAGCCGCCGCCGCACCAGCAGCCGCCGCCGCACCAGCCGCCCCAUCCGCAACCUCCGCCUCCGCCACAGGACACGUCCAAACCCCCGCAGGGGCCCAGCUCCGCGCCGCCGGGAGUAAGCAGCACGCCGCCGGCCACCGGUCCCGCUCCACCCUCCACUCCCCCAAAUACAGGAGCUCCGCCGGGACCAGGCCCCACCCCGACCCCGCCGCCCGCAGUCACCUCGGCUCCUCCCGGGGCACCUCCGCCCGCGACGUCGAGCAGCGGGGUAACGACCACUCCACCUCAAACAGGUGGCCCGCCACCUCCGUCUGCUGGUGGUCCCGGUCCCGGGCCUAAACAAGGUCCAGGUCCCGGUGGUCCUAAAGGUGGCAAGAUGCCCGGUGGUGGUCCGAAACCCGGCGGCGGCCCGGGCAUGAGCGCUCCUGGUGGUCAUCCUAAACCGCCGCACCGAGGUGGCGGGGAGCCCCGCGGGGGUCGUCAGCAUCACCCGCCCUAUCACCAACAGCACCAUCAGGGGCCCCCUCCCGGCGGGCCCGGAGGUCGCAGCGAGGAGAAGAUCUCCGACUCGGAGGGGUUUAAAGCCAACUUGUCUCUCUUGAGGCGGCCUGGAGAGAAAACUUACACGCAGCGCUGUCGGUUGUUUGUGGGCAAUCUACCUGCUGAUAUCACAGAGGAUGAAUUCAAAAGACUGUUUGCUAAAUACGGAGAACCAGGAGAAGUCUUUAUUAAUAAAGGCAAAGGAUUCGGGUUUAUUAAACUUGAAUCUAGAGCUUUGGCUGAAAUUGCCAAGGCUGAACUUGAUGAUACACCUAUGAGAGGUAGACAGCUGCGGGUUAGAUUUGCCACACAUGCUGCUGCCCUUUCCGUUCGUAAUCUUUCACCUUACGUUUCAAACGAACUGUUGGAAGAAGCCUUUAGCCAAUUUGGACCAAUUGAAAGGGCUGUUGUAAUUGUGGAUGAUCGUGGAAGAUCUACAGGGAAAGGCAUUGUUGAAUUUGCUUCAAAACCAGCUGCAAGAAAAGCAUUUGAAAGAUGCAGUGAAGGUGUUUUUCUACUGACAACAACUCCUCGGCCCGUCAUUGUGGAACCACUUGAACAGUUAGAUGAUGAAGACGGUCUUCCAGAAAAACUUGCACAGAAGAACCCAAUGUAUCAAAAGGAGAGAGAAACACCGCCUCGAUUUGCUCAGCAUGGCACAUUCGAGUAUGAAUAUUCACAGCGUUGGAAAUCCCUGGAUGAAAUGGAAAAACAGCAAAGGGAGCAAGUUGAAAAAAACAUGAAGGAUGCAAAAGAUAAAUUGGAAAGUGAAAUGGAGGAUGCCUACCAUGAGCACCAGGCAAAUCUUUUGCGCCAAGAUCUGAUGAGACGCCAGGAAGAAUUAAGACGCAUGGAAGAACUUCACAAUCAAGAAAUGCAGAAACGUAAAGAAAUGCAAUUGAGGCAAGAGGAGGAGCGCCGUAGAAGAGAAGAAGAAAUGAUGAUUCGUCAACGUGAGAUGGAAGAACAAAUGAGACGCCAAAGAGAGGAAAGUUACAGCAGGAUGGGCUACAUGGAUCCUAGAGAAAGAGACAUGAGAAUGGGUGGCGGAGGAGCAAUGAACAUGGGAGAUCCCUAUGGCUCAGGAGCACAGAAAUUUCCACCUCUAGGUGGUGGUGGUGGCAUAGGUUAUGAAGCUAAUCCAGGAGUUCCACCAGCAACCAUGAGUGGCUCCAUGAUGGGAAGCGACAUGCGUACUGAGCGCUUUGGGCAGGGAGGUGCGGGGCCUGUGGGUGGACAGGGUCCUAGAGGAAUGGGGCCUGGAACUCCAGCAGGAUAUGGUAGAGGGAGAGAAGAGUAUGAAGGGCCAAACAAAAAACCCCGAUUUUAGAUGUGAUACUUAGGCUUUCAUUCCAGUUUUUGGUUUUUGUCUUGUUUAGAUACCACUUUUAAAUUCUUGCAUUUUAGUAAGAAAGCUACCUUUUUAUGGAUGUUAGCAGUUUAUUGACCUGAUAUUUGUAAAUGGUCUGUUUGGGCAGGUAAAAUUAUGUAAUGCAGUGUUCGAAACAGGAAAAUUUUCUUUUUAUUUCCUUUUUUUUAACUGUAUAAUGUUCCUCAAGUUAAUGGCAGUGUACGUUGUGCCACUGAAUUUCCAAAGUGUACCAGUUUUUUUUUUUUUUUUACUGUGCUUCAAAUAAAUAGAAAAAUAGUCAUAAUAUUGAUCUUCAACUUUGCCAUUCAUGCUCUUAUGCUCUAUGCACAGUUAGGCUAGGUAUUCCACUCUGUAAGCAUGUCUAGAGAGUGUCUAGGCCUUGGAAUGGCACUUGCCAAUUUUGGGAAAUGUAUCUGGAGGCUAAGUAAUGCUUUCUAUAAAUAAAUGGCCCCUUGCUUUGGAAAGAAGACAUGCAAAUUGAAGUAGUUCAUGAUUUGUUUGGCGUUUUAGGGAAGCAAAGCUGGUGCUAAGUAUUUUUAAAUGGUUAUAUAAGCAAAGCUGAACUGUAUCUUAAUUCAGGAAUCUGUAUUAAGAUUAUGGAACGAGUGUAAACUGUUAGUGAGAGAAAGUGGGUUUGGUUAAAGAGCUCUUUUAUGGCCCUAUGAUCUAUCCUUCCCUUGAAAGUUUUUGAAAAAUGGAAAGAUGAUUUUGUUGCAUUUUCCCUAUUCUUGUUUUUUAAAAAGAAAAACAAAACAUCCCAAGCCCUACAAAUGGCUUGUACUGAACUUUUACAUUUGAAUUAAAGAUUGUUACACAUGAA
Molecule: messenger RNA, 3070 nt
Organism: Jaculus jaculus (lesser Egyptian jerboa)
Lineage: Eukaryota; Metazoa; Chordata; Mammalia; Rodentia; Dipodidae
Gene: Sfpq
Product: splicing factor proline and glutamine rich
Exons: 10
Coding region: 88-2208 (706 amino acids)
Biological process (GO): regulation of DNA-templated transcription
Cellular component (GO): nucleus
Molecular function (GO): RNA binding
Source: RefSeq, a predicted model, not a curated record